Messenger RNA from Actinia tenebrosa (Australian red waratah sea anemone), 3996 nucleotides. Its product is annotated as tetraspanin-17. The record is from RefSeq and is a predicted model, not a curated record. Gene Ontology annotation, cellular component: plasma membrane. Lineage: Eukaryota; Metazoa; Cnidaria; Anthozoa; Actiniaria; Actiniidae.
UUCAAACAGAGCAAAGACGUCCAGUUGUGUUAUUAUUUUGCUAUGUAAUGUUUGUCUAAAGAUUUCUCUAUAAAAACAGCAUCCAAGAUGCCCAGGGAACGGUCCGAAGUUAGCCUAUGUGUUAAGUACUUAUUAUUCUUCUUCAACGUCUUCUUUUGGCUCAUUGGAGGGCUUAUGAUAUCCAUUGGCCUAUAUGCCAGAUUUGAGAAGACAGCCUACCAAGAGUUCUUUAGCGAUGUACUAACAGAUCCUGCCUUUGCCCUGAUUAUUGUUGGGGCCAUAAUGUUCAUAUUGGGCUUCAGUGGAUGCAUUGGUGCUUUGAGAGAAAAUAUUUGUCUACUGAAGUUUUUUUCAAUAUUCCUUGCCAUCAUUUUCUUCCUUCAAUUGAGCCUUGGAGUAGCAGCUUUCGUCUUCCAAGAUAAGGUUGAAGAAGUUAUUGUAGAUAAGCUGCAAGUAGCCAUAAAAAAGUACAGAGACAAUUAUGAUCUACAAAAUCUAAUUGAUGGAGUACAACAAGAAUUCAAAUGCUGUGGAGGAAAAGAUGUGGAUGACUGGGAUCAGAAUAUCUACUUUAAUUGUUCAUCACCAGGGUCUGAGAGCUGUGGAGUUCCUUUCUCUUGUUGUAAAGAGGAUAUAAUCAACAGGCAGUGUGGAUAUAAAAUCAGAUUAGAAAAAAGUACUUCUAAAAGAGGCCAAGUCAUCUAUACCACAGUAUGUGUGGAGGCCGUCAAGACUUGGUUCAAGGAGAACAUGAUUAUAAUUGGGGGUGCGGCUGUUGGGGUAGCUCUUUUACAGAUAAUGGGCAUUUGUUUUGCUAACAGCCUGAUGUCAGACAUAAAGAUGCAGAAGGCAAAAUGGAACAGGGAUUAUCCACACUAAUAAUAAUCUUUUUGUAAAUACAUAACAUUAUAUCAUACAUAUAUAUCAGGGCCUGGUUGUAUGAAGGGUGGAUAUCACUAUCCGACAAAUAAAUCUUAACCACUGAAUGAAUUUAUUGGAUAACAGCAUCACUUUAUUCACUAGAUAAGGAUCUAUUCAUUGGAUAGCAAUAUAUACCCUUCAUACAAUCAGGCCCAGAAAGUGUUUCACAUGAUUCAUAGAACUUACUGUGUGGACACACUAACCAGGAACACUUGAAUAAAAACUGACCAAUCAGAUAACCGUAAACCAGACAGAGAUUGAACUGAUAACAGUGUAAGCCAAUCAGAUUAUAAUAUUCUCACUCUUAUAAUAUCGAUGCACUAUCUGAUUGGCUGGUAAAAAAUAUUGAACUAAAUGUCGCAAUAUGAUUGGUUUAUGAUACUAGUUUAUCAAAGUGGUCCUGGUUGGAGUAUGCACACAAUAACUAAGCAGUACUAUCCAGGAGGCACUCUCGUAAAUCCACUUAAUAACAUUAAUAGGGGGCUUCACAGCAGCAGUACUGUAGGGAAAAUUAAUUCACUUGUUAUUCAAUUUAUUCCCCUACAACUCAGCUGCUUGGUAUUAGCCAUUUCAAGGUUGAGGGAAUAACUGGGACGAACUGGCAUUGUAGUGCACUGUGGGACUGUUUUAGGGAACAAAAUAUAUCCUCUAAAACAGUCCCACAAUGCAAUGCCAACAACCCAGUUUUUUUCCUCACCUUGGAAUGACUAAUUGUCCUUCUAUGCUAUAUAUCAAAUGAAUAUUUUUGAUUAGUUUCUUGCAUUGCACAGCAAAAUAAGAUACUAAGGUUCCUCCACAUAUCAUGUCUACAACAUACAUUUGUUCUUACAAAUUUGAGAACAUUUCAGAUCAUAGGCAUUACAUAAUCCUGACGCAAACCAUAAUCAAACAUGAAUGCCAUAUAGUAUUUUUGAUUGUCAUGAUUUAAGGGUUUGUCAUUUCAACUUCAAUUAUAUCAGAGCUGGGAUUACCACUUUGAUUCCCUAUUCAUUAUUAUUGGGAUUUAUUUAGCUGUGUUGAACUUAAAAGCGUUACCAGAUUUUUACUGGUUUGCUGCACUUUAUCAUAGACUCAGAUUUCCAGUUUCCUGGGUUUUGUGCCAUUGCGAUACUCUAAGAGGGAGUAUCGUGGCUGCAAGAACCCCAUCUACUAGAUAUCUGAGCCUAACUUUAUCAUGGACCCAUGAAAUUUGCAUCGCAACUUGAAAGCUCUUUUGCUUCUAGACUAAAUUUUUCUCUUGGUCAUAAAUUUAGUGGAAAGCGUACAGAGAGGGGGGGGGGGGAAGGAGUAAGGGAGUAUGGUGGAUCAUUAAGAAAUAGAUAUAUUGGCCAAAAAUACCUGUUAGUUUGAGUAGUAUGAUAACUAGGAGAAAGGAUGGAAUAUUUUAUUCUUACACUAUGGAGAGGGCUGACCUGGUUUUCACCCUCUCCUCCUCUCCUCCUCUCCCAGUGCCAUUUUUUGACGGCAGCUACUAACCAGUUACAGUAUUGUAGAGUGCAAACAAUAUAACCGUGAAACUUUAGUAAUACUGAAUAGCACAAUUUCAUGCUAAUUCCAUUGUUUUCUAUUAUUUUUAAAUAAUAGAAAACUUAAAAUUAACACUAUUUUGUACUAUUUAGUAAUUAGUGUUUCACAUCAUGUACGCAACUUGAUUUAUGGUAUGUCAACCUUUAAACUAGUUUCUGUACUGUUUAUACCAGUGUAAGAUGUUAUAUGUGUAAGAUUCUUGAAAUCCAAUUUAUCUAUUAUAAAUAAGACAGCAGAGAUCACUUGUACUUACAGUAGGAUAAUCAUGUUCCACUGUAGUUCUUAAACCCUAUAGUGUUCGUACUAUUUCAUGCCAAUCACAUUGUAUGUAUAACUAUAUACAAAUAUAAUGCAACAUGCAACAACAAUAGCUGUAUACUCACCCAACCCCAAGAUAUCCUUCACUUGUCACAUGUGAGGCUUCGUGCAUAAUGCUCAGUGAUUUGUUUAGCACGUAUCCUCGUAAUGAAACCGUUGAGCGUCAUAAGUGAAGCAUAUCUUGGAAGUGGCUUAUUAUGAUGAAUAUGUUUGAUGCCAUCAUCAGAACUAUGGCGCAAGGGCGGAUCCAGGGGGAGGGUCGGGGGGGUCGCAACCCCCCUGUCAUUCCUGAGGUCAAAUGGGCUUCCUGUGGUAAAAAUGCGACUGGGAUUCCUUUGCCCACAAAAUUUACCCCUGAGACCCCCCCUUCAAAAAACCCUGGAUCCGCCCUUGUGGCGUACCCCAAGACUUGGUAUAGUACCCAAGCUAGCGACAUAAUGAUCAUGAUCAUAAUCAUAAAACAUAAUGUUAAAAGUGUUAUGCUGCUUAAUAUUUCGUAGUGGGAAUGCAUUGUAACAAACACAGCCUUUCCAGACGAACAUAAUCAUAAUCAUAAAACAAUGUUAAAACUGUUAUGCUGCUUAAUAUUUCCUAGUGGGAAUGCAUUGUAUCAAAUAUAGCCUUGCCAGACGAACAUAAUCAUAAUCAAUGAAAAAUUCUCAUCCACUUUUACGAUUAUGUUUAUGAUAAUUUAUGAUCCUUAUGUGGCUAGUGGCCAAGCUUAUCAAGCAGUAGGGUUUGGAGCCCCACACAACCCUAAAACAAGUAUUAUAGGAUUGUACUCCCACAGCCUUAGAGCUUCUUGAAAAUUGUUGAUUGACAUUUCGUAUGGGUUAUUAAUUACACCACAAAAUUGUCUUGUAUAUAUUAUCUAUGUAGAACGAUAAACACCGCUGUGUUCACUGAUCACAAACUCAUUUAUACAGGGUUAGUCGAGUGUCCAAAUAUUCACAAAUACCAACAGUAAAGUAAAGAAUGCACAAGUUCAGCCAUGCAAACUCGAGAUUCCACAGACCUUCACUGGAACACAUGAAUAUUCAAAGUCAUUCCAUAGGAAAUCGAGGCUAACCCUGUAGGCGAACAGGCGAUUCGAGACUGAAGAAUAAGAAAUCUAGUUUAACUAUUUGACAAAAAUCAUGUUGCGUUUCUUUGAUAUUCAACAGAUAAUCUCUAGAUCAAAAUGUAUAUGUAUUUAAGAAUAUUGUGCACUUAAUAAUUUCUAUAAAAUGA